AUGGCCCCAACAACUUCUCUCAAAAUCUUCUCACUAAUAAUAUUUUCAUUUGCCAUUAUAGAAAUGACAAAGGGUGGAGACCCAGAUAUACUUACAGAUUUUGUAAUACCACCAAAUUUGAGUGCAACAAACAUAACUGGCUCAUUCUUCACUUACACAGCUCUCAGAACCCUAAAAGGAACUCCAACCUUCAGUGUCACAAAAGUAAGUAUGGCUGAGUUCCCAGCUCUCAACGGCCAAAGCGUCAGUUACGCCGUGCUUCAGUACCCGGCUGGCACGGCUAACCCGCCACACGUUCACCCCCGCUCGGCCGAACUCCUUCUCCUCUUGGAUGGAACUCUAGAAGUGGGUUUUGUGGACAGUACAGCCAACAAUAAGCUCUACACACAGACACUUGAAGCUGGUGACAUUUUUGUGUUUCCAAAGGGUUUGGUGCACUUUCAAUACAACUCUGAUGCUAAGGAAACUGCUCUUGCUCUUUCGGCGUUUGGAAGCGCCAAUGCUGGGACAUCGUCACUUCCCAAGGCUUUGUUUGCUACUGAUAUUGAUGAUGAGGUUUUGGCUAUCUCUUUCAAAACUGAUGUUGCCACCAUUCAAAAGCUCAAGGCUGGUCUUGCUUAAUUAUAUUACAUCUAUAUAGAUCUGUUAAGUGUUUGGUGGUUUUUCGUUGUUGAAUAA
Molecule: messenger RNA, 678 nt
Organism: Cannabis sativa
Lineage: Eukaryota; Viridiplantae; Streptophyta; Magnoliopsida; Rosales; Cannabaceae
Product: germin-like protein 9-3
Exons: 1
Coding region: 1-621 (206 amino acids)
Cellular component (GO): cell wall
Molecular function (GO): manganese ion binding
Source: RefSeq, a predicted model, not a curated record